This is a messenger RNA of Blepharisma stoltei, 1062 nucleotides long. The record is from the annotation of a GenBank genome assembly. Lineage: Eukaryota; Ciliophora; Heterotrichea; Heterotrichida; Blepharismidae.
AUGGAGCUCAAAACUCAAAAACAGCUUAAAUUACUUAAUUCUCAACUCAAUAUUUUAGCAGUAGAAGAUUUGAUAUAUGAAGCAAGUCAAACUCUUCCAGAACUUCAAGACCUUGAUUCACAAUUAUUUAAUUGCCAAUACCUCAAAGCUAAAACAUCUGAGAUUUGAAAAAGAGUCAAUAGCCCAGAAUUAGAGCUGGAUUUUAGACGAACUUGCUCGCUAUUUGAAAGCCAAAACUAUAAUUCUGAUCCAUUUCUAGCUCAAGCUUAUAAAGAAUAUAUUGAGGCUUAUUAUCAAGCCACAUCCCUUUAUCUUUUUAACUAUGAGAAAUGAGAUUUCGAAACCAAUGCGUUUAUUUAUAACACUAAAAGUGAAAGAGAAAUUAGGACAAUAUUUAAAAAAGAAAGACUAAUAAACUGAGGCACAAGCACUGCUCGGCUUCCUAAUGGCGGAAUAUUCUGUUUUGGUAAGCAUGAGCCAACUAGAGGAAUUACGAUGAUAGUUGAUAGUGAUUUGAGGUUUCAAGUGUUGCCAUCUGGAACACCUUGCUACUUAUCUUCAGCUGUAUACUUCGACAGGUCUGUCUACUGCUUUGGUGGAAUGUACUACAACAAACCCUUGACUUUAUCUUGCAGAUUUGAUUUAGAUGAGAAUCGAUGAAUUAAAUUAAAUCCGAUGCCAAAAGCUGAUUGGCUUACACACAGUGUAGUAUUUAAAGGGAACAUUCUAAUUUCUGGAAAAGAGAAUAAAAAUCUAUUAUUGUAUUCCAUGAAAAUCAACUCUUUCACAACAAUUCCUUAUGAAUUUCCGAUAGAUAAAAGAAAGAUCUUAAUAAAUAUAGGUAGAUUGUAUUUGAUUGAAUGUUUCGGCGGACUGAUAUUUGAAAGUGAAAUUGGAGAUGAGUAUACUUGGAAACAAAUAGCCACCUCAAUAAUCAGCCAAUAUUCUAAUCAAUUCUAUUUCUCAUAUAACAAAGGAGCAAUAUAUAUUGGAAUUCUAGAAGACAAAGGUACUAAUUAUUAUAAAUUUAACUUAAAUGAAAAAAUCAUGAUUAAACUUUAA